CAUAGCAGGCUGUCUUGCUGAAUAGAAGACAACAUGAAGACUUGGUUGAUCAUUUCGGUGCUCCUUUUGGAGAUUUCAUACACCUUUGUCAUCGGGAAAAUCAAAAUACUCAAAGGAAAUAAUCCUGGGGUAUGUUCGAAAAAGAACAGUGGUGAGAUAAUGCUUGUUCGAGAUCGACAAAACAAACAAAAACUCUUGAUCUGCACAAACGAUAAAGGAAUUUUUGGAUGGAGAACACUGGAUGGAUCUAGUCCACCAGGUGAAUUCUUCAAUCCGGGAUACGACUGCACCAGUAUAUUGAAUAAAGAUCUAAAGGCUAAAGAUGGGUUUUACUGGAUCACACUUGGGCACAAAAUUCCGAGGAAAGUUUAUUGUGACAUGACUACCGAUGGAGGGGGAUUUAUUUUGGUUGGUCGCAAGAAUACAUCAAUCACCUGGACUGUUCCUUCCAACAACAAGCCAGUUGAACCAUUCGGUGAUCCUCAUUGGACCAGCUCAUUAGGCAAUGCACCAAUCAAAGAUUUUAGAGUUCAAGUUGCAAGUCAAGAAAAUUUUAAGGCAACAAAGGCACAUUGGUACUAUAGACUCCGCAAACCACGGCCACUCAAGAGCUUAAUGAUUAUAAAUAAAGGCGGGUGUGGGAAAACUUCGCCUGGAAUUGGAGACGUACAGUUUGUGAAAGAUUUGAUUACGGAUAACAUCGUGACUACAAAGUUUCGCUGCUCAAAAUUUGGAAUGGCUCAUAAUGCAAGGACACGGUUUGGAUGGGCUAAGAUGAACGAUUGCUUGCAAAGGCCAUGUCGCUGGGGAUUUGCUUUCCAUCAUAAAUAUCCGCUUCAAACUGACUACUCUGGGGCAUUCAGCUACAGCACGAAAAACAGUAUUUCCGGAAUAGAUUAUGGAGCGACAGCUCUUAUUGGUUGCGACAAUGGCCAGUGUUGCGGUUGCUAUGGACCCAAAAAUGGAAAGAAAAACUAUUGUUUCAAGGAGUGCAAUGCACGAAAUGGGGGGACCGUACGAAAAAACGUAUACACUUGGUUCUGGGUUAGAACAUCCAUUCCUAGAAGAUUGUGGACUAAAUGCAUGGACUACAAAGUGGUCGAGAAUGGCGCUUCUGUGUGGUACAAACUUGUCGGUGGAAAUGAAAUACCAAAGAAGGUUUAA
Messenger RNA from Dendronephthya gigantea, 1164 nucleotides. RefSeq lists its product as uncharacterized. The record is from RefSeq and is a predicted model, not a curated record. The transcript has 8 exons. NCBI's taxonomy places the organism in Eukaryota, Metazoa, Cnidaria, Anthozoa, Malacalcyonacea, Nephtheidae. The coding region runs from base 34 to 1164 and encodes 376 amino acids.